UACGGAACCGUCGGAUUUGCAAAUAUCGAUAUUGACAAGAGAGGCUGAUGAAAAUGUUCAUGAUGUCUCACAGGUCGAGUCGUCGUUGCUCGAGAAUCAAUCGAAACGACAGUUGGCAGUCUCCGGAAUGUAUUUGAUCUCAGAAUCCGAGGAUAGUUUUUUGCCUAAGUUACGGUGCUCAGAAUCGAUGUCAUCAUUGCCACUAAGCAGUGAAUCUGAAUCUCAACAUGAAAAUUUAAUAAUAACUUUUGAAGAAUUUUAUGAAUUUUUAAAAGAGAUGUGGAUAGUAGCAGCGAAUUAUUUAACUCACGAUGAUGAACUAGUGGAAUUGGAACUUGAUGAUAUUUUAACACCAGGAGAUGCUUCUAUCGAAGAAUUAAUUAAAUAUUUUAUUUAUUGUUGUGAAUUGGAAACGAAACAUAAAUUACAUAUCCAACAAGAUAUUGUUUACGGACCUGUUAAUAUAAUAAAAAUAUAA
Messenger RNA from Ceratosolen solmsi marchali, 478 nucleotides. RefSeq lists its product as uncharacterized. The transcript has 3 exons. NCBI's taxonomy places the organism in Eukaryota, Metazoa, Arthropoda, Insecta, Hymenoptera, Agaonidae. The record is from RefSeq and is a predicted model, not a curated record. Bases 128 to 478 code for a protein of 116 amino acids.